UAGUCAAGAAUUUGUAGGGGAUGCUCAUUGCUCAAGUAAUUCUUCACCACAAUUUUUUUUUUUUCAUCCACAAAGUUUGAGUUUCCAUGCUAUUGCUCAGUCUCCACUUGCCCUAGAAAUCGGAGUUGCUGUGGUCUGUAAAUAAUUCAAGUAUGGAUCGACAUUUAAAUCAUGGACAAAUUUGAAAGAAUGAUCAUUAUUGAUCAGAAUUAGAUAGGCUAUUGCAAGUUGUUCAAAAGUUGUAUACCCGUAUUGAUGUUCCAUCUGCCCUAAUACAAUUUCAUAAGACUAACACUACCAGAAGUGGGAUGUUGUGUCCAAUUAUUAUUGCUAGUAACCAAUAGAAUUAUAUUAAUAAUGGAAGAAGAUACCAUGUGUCUUCUAAGUAUGGAUAAAAAAGAUUUUUUCGAUGAAAGCAACGUUAGAUGUUUAUCAGUUUCCAAGACAUCUUGUGAAAAACGUUUUAAAAGAUACAACUUGUUAAUGUUAUUAGCUUCUUUUAUUGCUUCUCUGGGAGGUAUUCUCUUUGGUUAUGAUAUAGGAAUAAUAUCUGGUGCCAUGCUUCAAUUAAGAGUUGAGUUCAAUUUAUCCUGUUUUCAACAAGAGAUGGUUGUAUCAAGCUUGUUAAUAGGUGGAUUGAUUGGAUCUUUGACUGGUGGAUUUUUACUUGACAGAUUUGGAAGAAAGAUUGUUAUAAUUAUGAAUGCUUUUUUUUACAUAAUUGGAGGACUGACUCUGACCCUUUCAGGAAGUUAUUCUAUUCUGCUUAUAGGACGUUUUAUUAUUGGGUUUGCUGUAGCUCUAUCUGCUGUCAGUGAUUGUGUUUACAUAUCAGAAAUUGCACCAGUGAAAAGGCGUGGCUCUCUCGUUUCUUUGAAUGAGUUUGGAAUAACUAUUGGUAUUCUUUUAGCAUACUUGACUAGUUUUUUGUUAAUAACUAAAAAAGAUGGAUGGAGAUAUAUGUUUGGAAUUUCUUGCUUGCCUGCUGCCUUGCAAGCUUUCGUAAUGUUUUUUUUACCAGAAAGUCCAAGAUGGCUACUUAUCAAUGGUCAAGAAAAAAAGGCACAGAUUGUAAUAACAAAGUUAUGGCCAAACUGCAAUCUACCUAAUGAACUUAAUAAUCUAAAUAAAUCUUUGGAGUGUGAACAGAAUUACAAGUUUAUGGAUUUAUUCAGUAGUAAAGAAAAUCUCUGUAUGAGAAUGGUUAUUGGUUGCGGUGUAGUUAUUUUUCAACAGUUGUCAGGCCAACCUACUAUUAUAUACUAUGCACCAUCUCUUUUUCAAUCUCUUGGUUUUAGUAGCCAUGUCUCAUCUUCUCUUGUAACAGUUGAACUUGGUAUUGUUAAGGUUGUUUUUACUUUUAUAUCACUGUGUUUCAUUGAUAAACUUGGUCGUCGUAAAUUUCUUCUUCUUGGUGCUAUUAUAAUGACUCUCAGUGUUAUAACAUUAAGUGUGGUUACAGAGCCAUUUCAAAAUGUCAAGAUUCAAAAAAGCUGCAGUAAUGCCCAAGUAUUAACAAUUAAGAAAACAUGUUUCAAUCAAUCUAUAAAUUUUCAUCAGAACCUUUCAAGUUUAGUAAACCAAUCUAAACUGGAUGACAGUAAAAGAAUACUAAUUCAGGAUUAUCUUAACUGCAAAAAAACAAACUUUGUCUCAAAUUAUCCUGUUGCCAUUAGGUACACGUGUUUGUUUGCAUUAAUGUUAUUCAUUAUUGGUUAUGCAAUUGGUUAUGGUCCAGUGACAUGGCUACUAUUGACUGAAAUAUUUCCAACUGGCAUCAAAGGAAGAGCAGCUGCAGUAGCAACAAGCCUAAAUUGGGGAACAAAUAUUAUUCUUUCGAUGGCUUUUUUAGAUAUGAUAGAUAAACUUGGUCCUUUUUAUAUAUUUCUGAUGUAUGCAAUGGUUGGUGUAAUUUCUAUAAUUUUCAUUUAUCAUUUUGUUCCUGAAACCAAGUUCAAAUCUCUUGAAAGCAUCAGUUUUGAACUCAGUAAAAGCUUCAUAAAUUGUUCCGAAAGAAAGAUAUUGUUGCUAGAAAGCGAGUACAAUGUAACCAAAAAAGAAAUUUCUGACAAUGCUGAAUUUGCUCAAGAAACUGUUUAGAAUCGUUUUUUAAAUUCGAUAUUUACUAAAAAAAAUUAUAUUAUUCUUUUUCAUUUUUUAUAUUCUUUUUUAUACUUGUAUUGUUUCUUACAUUUGUACAUUAACUUCUUAUAACAUUUUGCAUUAUGUAUAUAUUAGAUUUGUAAAUAAAAUUCUUUUAGUGUAUUGUUUAUACAUAUUGUACAUGACAGGCAACUAAAUCAUUUAUUAGCCAGUGGUUAGGAUAUAAA
This is a messenger RNA of Hydra vulgaris (swiftwater hydra), 2330 nucleotides long. Its product is annotated as putative metabolite transport protein YwtG. Gene Ontology annotation, biological process: D-glucose transmembrane transport. The record is from RefSeq and is a predicted model, not a curated record. Lineage: Eukaryota; Metazoa; Cnidaria; Hydrozoa; Anthoathecata; Hydridae. Gene Ontology annotation, molecular function: symporter activity. Gene Ontology annotation, cellular component: membrane.